This is a messenger RNA of Phragmites australis (common reed), 2532 nucleotides long. Its product is annotated as beta-galactosidase 11-like. Bases 1 to 2532 code for a protein of 843 amino acids. Gene Ontology annotation, cellular component: vacuole; cell wall. Gene Ontology annotation, biological process: carbohydrate metabolic process. NCBI's taxonomy places the organism in Eukaryota, Viridiplantae, Streptophyta, Magnoliopsida, Poales, Poaceae. Gene Ontology annotation, molecular function: beta-galactosidase activity; carbohydrate binding. The transcript has 14 exons. The record is from RefSeq and is a predicted model, not a curated record.
AUGCACGACAUGUCCCUCCGCGUCCGGCUCGCCGCGGCCGCGGCGCUCGUCGUGUUUGCUCUCGCCUCCGGCGCCGCCGCGGCGCACGAGCUGACCAAGAACGGCACCGUGAUCACCUACGACCGCCGCUCGCUCAUGAUCGACGGCCGGCGGGAGAUCUUCUUCUCGGGUUCCAUCCACUACCCGCGGAGCCCACCCGACAUGUGGCCGGACCUCAUUGCCAAGGCCAAAGAGGGAGGCCUGAACGUCAUCGAGACCUACGUCUUCUGGAACAUCCACGAGCCCGAGAAGGAUGUGUACAACUUCGAAGGGAGGUACGACCUGGUGAAGUUCUUCAAACUGAUCCAGGAGCAGGAGUUGUACGCCAUGGUCCGGAUCGGGCCCUUCAUCCAGGCGGAAUGGAACCAUGGAGGGCUGCCCUACUGGCUACGGGAGGUCCCUGGCAUCGUGUUCCGGACAAACAACGAGCCAUUCAAGAUGCACAUGGAGAAGUUUGUGAAUCUCAUAGUGAAGAAGCUGAAGGAUGCCAACUUGUUUGCAUCACAAGGAGGCCCCGUCAUUCUAUCACAGAUUGAGAAUGAGUACCAGCACUUGGAAGUGGCAUUCAAAGAGGAGGGUACCAAGUACAUCGAAUGGGCAGCUAAGAUGGCCAUCAAGACCGGCACCGGAGUGCCGUGGAUCAUGUGCAAGCAGACUAAAGCUCCUGGUGAAGUGAUCCCUACCUGCAACGGGAGGCACUGUGGAGAUACAUGGCCAGGUCCAGCUAACAAGACGAAGCCCCUCUUGUGGACUGAGAACUGGACAGCACAAUACAGAGUGUUCGGUGAUCCGCCGUCCCAGCGCUCGGCCGAGGACAUUGCGUUUGCCGUGGCGCGCUUCUUCUCCGUCGGCGGCACCAUGACAAACUAUUACAUGUACCAUGGGGGGACCAACUUUGGAAGGGGAGGUGCUGCCUUUGUGAUGCCAAGAUACUACGACGAGGCCCCUCUGGACGAAUUCGGCCUGUACAAGGAGCCUAAAUGGGGCCAUCUCAAGGACCUGCACCAGGCGCUGAGGCUGUGCAAGAAGGCCCUGCUCUGGGGGACGCCGUCGACGCAGCCGCUGGGCAAGCUCUUGGAGGCGAGGGUGUUCGAGAUUCCGGAGCAGAAGGUGUGCGUGGCGUUCCUGUCCAACCACGACACCAAGAUCGACAGCACGGUGGCGUUCCGGGGGCAGCAGUACUUCGUGCCGCGCCACUCCGUCAGCAUCCUCGCCGACUGCAAGACCGUCGUCUACAGCACCCAGCACGUGAACGCGCAGCACAACCAGCGGACGUUCCACUUCGCCGACCAGACGGUGCAGAACAACGUGUGGGAGAUGUACACCGAGGAGAAGAUCCCCAGGUACAAGGAGGCCAAGAUCCGGAUGCAGAAGCCGCAGGAGAUGUACAACCUCACCAAGGACAAGACCGACUACCUCUGGUACACCACCGGCUUCCGGUUGGAGGCGGACGACUUGCCGUUCCGCAGCGACAUCCGGCCGGUGCUCGAGGUCAGCAGCCAUGGGCAUGCCAUGGUGGCCUUUGUCAACGACGUCUUCGUAGGAUGCGGGCACGGGACGAAGAUGAACAAGGCGUUCAUGCUCCAGAAACCCAUGGAACUGAAGAAAGGCGUCAACCGCAUCGCCAUCUUGGCGAAUACGCUGGGGAUGAUGGACAGCGGCGCGUUCCUGGAGCAUCGGCAGGCCGGCGUCCAGUCGGUGCAGGUCCAGGGCCUCAACACGGGCACGCUGGACCUGACGCCCAAUGGCUGGGGCCACGUCGUCGGGCUCGUCGGUGAGGAGAAGCAGGUGUACACCGAGAAGGGCAUGAGCAGCGUCUCCUGGAAGCCGGCCGUCGUGGACAGGCCACUCACCUGGUACAAGAGAUACUUCGACAUGCCGUCGGGGGAGAACCCGGUGGUGAUCGACAUGAGCCCGAUGGGCAAGGGCGUCAUGUUCGUCAACGGCGAGGGCAUCGGCCGCUACUGGAGCUCCUACAAGCACGCCCUGGGGCGGCCGUCGCAGCACCUGUACCACGUGCCGCGGUCGCUCCUGCGGGAGAAGAAGAACGUGCUGGUGCUGUUCGAGGAGGAAGGCGGGCGCCCCGACGCGAUCAUGAUCCUGACGGUGAAGCGCGACAACAUCUGCACCUUCAUCUCGGAGAACAACCCGGCGCACAUCCGGUCGUGGGAGCGCAAGGACAGCCAGCUGUCGGCGGUGGCGGGCGACCUCAAUCCCCGGGCCGUGCUGUCGUGCCCGCCCAAGAAGGCCAUCCAGCAGGUGGUGUUCGCCAGCUACGGCAACCCGCUGGGGAUCUGCGGGAACUACACCGUCGGCAGCUGCCACACGCCGCGCGCCAAGGAGGUGGUGGAGAAGGCGUGCAUCGGCAAGCGGAGCUGCGUGCUCGCCGUGUCGCACGAGGUGUACGGCGGGGACCUCAACUGCCCCGGCACCACGGCCACGCUCGCCGUGCAGGCCAAGUGCUCCAAGAGGCCGCCCAGCGCCGCGCAAUAA